Messenger RNA from Staurois parvus, 588 nucleotides. NCBI's taxonomy places the organism in Eukaryota, Metazoa, Chordata, Amphibia, Anura, Ranidae. The record is from the annotation of a GenBank genome assembly.
UGGACACAGCGGAUCACCGGUCAACGGAAAGAGCCAAAGAUGUCAGCUUGGUCAUGUGAUCAGCUGUGUCCAAUCACAGCUGAUCACAUCAGUCACGGUGACAGCUCAUGAGGAGAUGAGAGCCGGUAAUCGGCAUUCCUCAGAGGGGACAUGUACGCUGAUCAUCAGGGCACUGAUGAUCAGUGUGCCCUGAUGGUCAGUGUAGCCCCAGCAGUGCCACCUGUCAGUGUCCAUCAAUGCCAGCUGUCAGUGACAUCAAUGCCACCUGCCAGUGCCCAUCAGUGCCUCAUCAAUGCCACAUAUCAGUGCCUAUCAAUGCCACAUAUCAGUGCCACCUAUCAGUGCCAAUCAGUGCCACCUAUCAAUGGCAGUCAGUGCCACCUAUCAGUGCUGCCAGUCAGUGCCGCCUAUCAGUGCGCAUCAGUGCCACCUAUCAGUGCCCAACAGUGCUGCCUAUCAGUGCCGACUAACAGUGCCAUCCCAUCAGUGAUGCCUGUCAAUGCCCAUCAGUGCCACCUACCAGUGCCUCCUCAUCAGUGCCCAUCAGUGCCACCUAUCAGUGCAGCCUAUCGGAGCCCAUCACUGCAG